UCGAGAUAGACAUAUCUAUCAUAGAGCCAUAUCUUGAUACUAGCCGAGGAGUUCCGAUUGGAAGUUAAAUACUCUUCUUAACUUAAUACCAAACUGUUGUCUGCUACGAACUGGCAAGCGAUCACCAAAAUGGUUUUGCAUGCAAGGAUAUUCAGAAGUGUAUUGUCAUCCCGAUUUUACUCCAAAAUGCCAAACCCGAAGGUUUUCUUUGACAUUACUAUUGGUAAUGCUCCUGCCGGAAGAAUAAAUAUGGAGCUGUUUGCUGAUGUUGUCCCCAAAACUGCGGAGAAUUUCCGUGCUCUCUGCACUGGCGAGAAAGGUUUCGGAUAUAAGGGGAGCAAGUUCCACAGAGUGAUUCCAGCAUUCAUGUGCCAGGGUGGGGAUUUCACACGUGGAAAUGGCACCGGGGGCAAAAGCAUCUAUGGAGAGAAAUUUCCUGAUGAGAACUUUAAACUUACACACACAGGCCCUGGUAUCCUCUCUAUGGCCAAUGCUGGACCAAACACCAACGGAUCUCAGUUUUUCAUCUGCACUGUUAAAACUGCAUGGUUGGAUGGGAAACAUGUCGUUUUUGGGAAGAUUGCAGAUGAUGCCAGCUUGACCAUUGUUAAGCAGAUUGAAGGCAUCGGAUCCCCAAAUGGCCAACCAUCAGAACCUGUUACUAUUACCAACUGUGGCGAACAUUAGUGAUGAACUUGGCAGUAAUUUCACUGUCUAAUAUAAUAAUUACUUAAUUACCUAUAACUUCAUUUAGUUUUAUAUAGCUAAACAUAAGGAUACAUGCCAUAUUUAUAGAGACCUCCACAGGGUUUUUUGUCAUAAGUCUAUGUUUUUUUAACAAAGCUUAAAAAAUGUGUGAAUAUCUCAUACAUGCCAUAUUUCUUGAAGACUUUGGAGUGGAUUUUGAUAAACAAUCACUCCAGCGUAGGCAUGUUCUAUUUUAUAAAGCAUUUUAUUUAAACUAGCAGUUCCUAAAAAGCACCUUAUUGAGUAUAUAUGUUGUAAGGAAAUACAUUGUACUAAGCCAUCAAAUCUAAAAUAAAAAAAAAUUCUGGUAGAUCUUCACAGGGAAUAUGGCAUGUAUGCAUAAGCAAUGAAUUAUUUUUCAGUUCCUAUAUCAUAUUAUAUAAAGGUCAUUUUGUAAAGAUUUAUUUUUGUUAUUCAAUAUUUUCUAGCAUUUGUUUAUGUUUUUUAGAGCUCCUUAUAUGUUCACUUCUUUCAACAUCUAAAUAAAUCAAUAUAAAUAUUA
Messenger RNA from Mya arenaria, 1249 nucleotides. RefSeq names its product peptidyl-prolyl cis-trans isomerase A-like. Gene Ontology annotation, molecular function: peptidyl-prolyl cis-trans isomerase activity. Lineage: Eukaryota; Metazoa; Mollusca; Bivalvia; Myida; Myidae. Gene Ontology annotation, biological process: protein folding; protein peptidyl-prolyl isomerization. The coding region runs from base 130 to 687 and encodes 185 amino acids. The transcript has 5 exons. The record is from RefSeq and is a predicted model, not a curated record.